This is a messenger RNA of Sebastes umbrosus (honeycomb rockfish), 1270 nucleotides long. RefSeq lists its product as uncharacterized. The record is from RefSeq and is a predicted model, not a curated record. Bases 117 to 776 code for a protein of 219 amino acids. NCBI's taxonomy places the organism in Eukaryota, Metazoa, Chordata, Actinopteri, Perciformes, Sebastidae. The transcript has 2 exons.
CUGAUGUCGACUGUUUUGAUCUUUGGACACUGGAGCUUCUGGAGCUCGUGGGGAAUCGUGUUGGUCACCACCACCUGGAGGAAGAUGAGAUGAGAGAGACGUGAGGGGAGGAGGUCAUGCAGAACAAAGCUAAAUGUCCUGGUCCCUGGCGGGUUGGAGCUGGAAGUGGAGGUGUCGAUCAGGCGAUUGGAGACAGCUGGCAACGGUAUAACCUGACUAUAAGACCUGCCUCAUCCUCAUGGUGGACGGACAUCAUUCCCCUGGCAACACCGGGUGCUAGGCCAGCUUGGCUUUGUUGUGUAGUUUGGGUUAACAAAUUCUUAAGUAUUGACUAUUGCAACUCACUCCUCUAUGGCAUCAGCAACACCUCCAUCAAUAAACUACAACUGGUCCAGAAUGCAGCUGCCCGACUCCUCAACCACACCAAAUCAUGGCAUCACAUCACCCCAGUCCUGAAAGACCUUCACUGGCUCCCCGUCUCCCACCGGAUCUCCUACAAAAUCCUGACCCUCACCUACAAAGCCCUCCACCAACUUGCACCCCCCUAUCUCUCUGAACUCCUCUCCCCCUACCAACCUCAACGGUCCCUCAGAUCCACCUCAGCUGGUUUACUCUCCACCCCAAAGUCCAAACUCCGCAGCUUUGGGGACAGAGCAUUCUCCAGGGCAGCUCCCAAGCUCUGGAACUCACUCCCCAAACUCAUCAGAGACUCCGAUUCCCUCACCACAUUCCAGUCCCGCCUCAAAACACAUCUUUUCUCAUCUGCUUACCCGUAGCCGCCUCCUUCCCCCUACCCAUCAGUCCGUGUGUAUGUAUGUGAUUGUGCCUGUGUAUGUCGCCUGUUUUUGUCGUUCGUCUCCUGUCUGUCUCACACCGUUUUCCCCCCGAUUAUGUUAAGCGUCUUUGAGAUCACUAAAAAGCGCUAUAUAAAUCUAAUAUAUUAUUAAGUAGUCCUGGAAGCCUGUUUUUCCUAUUAGUUUACGUUGUUAACAUUCAUAUUUAUGUUACCCUUGUUAACAUCAUUCCAUUUUUGUUAAAUAAAUCUUUGUUUGUAGUUACUCCCUGCGUGGUUGCUUCCUCAUUUGUUGUGGCCUCAGAGCCGGGCCAUAACAAAUUGGGGGCUCGUCCAAUUUGAAAUAAGCUGUAAGUAGUAGUUUAAGUAGUUGUCAAUCAACAGGGUUUGUUGAUAAAACCAUUGAUUGUUGAUUUUAGAACAGAAACCUGUUCCUCAAGGACCCAUAUGGGUUAUGUGUGCUAUGUGUCAUCCAUG